Molecule: messenger RNA, 747 nt
Organism: Metschnikowia bicuspidata var. bicuspidata NRRL YB-4993
Lineage: Eukaryota; Fungi; Ascomycota; Pichiomycetes; Serinales; Metschnikowiaceae
Gene: RPB11
Product: DNA-directed RNA polymerase II core subunit
Exons: 2
Coding region: 150-512 (120 amino acids)
Biological process (GO): transcription by RNA polymerase II
Cellular component (GO): RNA polymerase II, core complex
Molecular function (GO): protein dimerization activity; DNA binding
Source: RefSeq, a predicted model, not a curated record
GUGAGGUCUAGCAUUUCCUAGCUCUGGCCUUUGCCAGGCAAAGACCGCCCAUUGGAAUUCGGGCCUCCCUGCAGGACGGGCCCGUGACUAUCAACUUCCACCUCUAUGUCCUCCACAGCUCUCCUGGUCAUCUAUCCCCUCCACCGAACAUGAAUGCCCCAGACAGAUUCGAGUUGUUCAUCUUGCCAGAUGGCGUGGAGAAGAUCAAGAUCAUCCCAGAUACAAAGGUGCCCAAUGCUGCCAUCAUAAAGAUCGAGCGUGAGGACCACACGCUUGCCAACAUGUUACGCGCUCACUUGGCCAAGGACGACAGAGUCAUUUUUGCUGCCUACAAGGUCGAGCACCCGCUUUUUGCCAACUUCGUGUUGAGAAUCCAGACCGAUGACGACUACACGCCCAGAGACGCCUUGAAGAACGCAUGCUCCAGUUUGAUUUCGGAGUUGGACAUCAUGAAAACCAAGUUCAAGGAUGAGUGGGCUCUCAAGUCCUUGCUCAACAAUAAUGAUGACUAAUUUUAGGGGCUGUACAAUACAAUAAACAACUAUAUAUGAGACACGCUCCCGGGUGACAGAAUAGCACGGGCGCAUCACCAAGAACCAAUCACCAAAGGGGCAUGCCCCGCCGGGGCUUCUCCUGUAAAUCCAAGCAGCCCGCGCCGCCUGACUCCAAGGCUCUCGCGUGCACUUGUGUGGUAUGCUGUGUAUUUUUUCUAUAUGCUAAUUUAUUUUACUUUCGCUCUGAUGGCGG